AUGGCAUACAGGGAACUACAUGCGAAGCUGUACAGCAAGAAGGGACAAUCAAUGGCCAUACGGAUAGCAAAGAGAAGGGACAAGAACUCGGCGGAUGUGAGGCAGAUCAAGGUGAUUAAGGAUGAGGAUGGCCGGACCCUCACUAAUGAUGUAGAGAUUAAGGAUGGGUGGAGGGCAUACUUCAAGAAACUGUUAAAUGAGGAAAAUCCCAGAGAAGAAAGAAUAGUGCCACCGGGAAAUGAGGGGAUAGUACGAGAGUCACUAGGGAUCUGGGGGCGAGUGAUAGACACGAGGCUGAGGACAAUGGUGCAUGUAGGAGAAGAGCAGUUUGGCUUCAUGCCAAACAGGAGCACCACAGACGCUAUCUUCAUUCUGAGGCAGAUGAUAGAGAAACACAGGGAAAGACAGGAGAACCUGCACUGCACCUUCAUAGAUCUUGAGAAGGCGUAUGAUUGGGUGCCUCGGGAAGAACUGUGGGCGUGCAUGAGAGAGGCGUAG
Molecule: messenger RNA, 498 nt
Organism: Penaeus indicus
Lineage: Eukaryota; Metazoa; Arthropoda; Malacostraca; Decapoda; Penaeidae
Exons: 2
Coding region: 1-498 (165 amino acids)
Source: RefSeq, a predicted model, not a curated record